AAUCUUGUGUGCCAAGGACUCAAGGACUCAAAGAUGCAAACAAAUCCACCGACUUUAUAGGACACUAAUUACUCGUCUCGCACCCAGCCUGACCAGCGUUUGAUCCGUCACUUGAAACAUAUCAUUGGCCACUUGAUUGAGAUCUCGCUUGCUCUGUGAUCUUCAAUGUAAGUGCCAGAAGACUGAUUUCACGCGGAAGGAUUGACUCAGUGAGUCCAAUGAUGGGUCGUGGUUCAACAAUUCUCCUAGUCUUCUUGCUCUCGCUUCUCUUAAAUGUCGCCGUUCACUGUAAAACCCUCAAGCGUGACGUGAAAGCUUUGAAUGAGAUCAAAGCAUCUCUGGGAUGGAGGGUGGUGUAUGCUUGGGUUGGAGAUGAUCCAUGCGGAGACGGUGAAUUACCUCCUUGGACAGGGGUAACAUGCUCCACCGAGGGUGAUUAUCGAGUUGUCACUGAAUUGGAAGUCUAUGCUGUUUCAAUAGUAGGUCCUUUUCCCACAGCUGUAACAAACUUGUUGGAUCUCACCAGGCUGGAUCUGCAUAAUAACAAGUUGACUGGUCCCAUUCCUCCUCAAAUUGGGCGAUUGAGACGUCUUAAAAUACUUAACUUAAGGUGGAAUAAGUUGCAAGAUAUCAUUCCUCCUGAAAUAGGUGAACUAAAGAAGCUAACACAUCUCUACCUGAGUUUCAAUAAUUUUAAGGGUGAGAUCCCCAAGGAAAUUGCUAAUCUUCCUGAGCUUCGCUAUCUCCAUCUUCACGAAAACCAUUUCGUGGGAAGAAUCCCACCUGAGCUGGGAACUUUACAAAAUCUUAGGCAUUUGGAUGUUGGUAACAAUCGCCUGGUGGGGACAAUUCGGGAACUCAUACGCAUUGAAGGAUGCUUUCCGGCUCUUCGUAACCUUUAUUUGAACAAUAAUUAUAUUACUGGGGGCCUUCCUUCACAACUUGCAAAUCUGACUAAUUUGGAGAUUUUGUAUCUAUCAUACAACAGAAUGACUGGUAUUAUACCCCCAACCAUUGCUCGUAUUCCUAGCUUAACAUAUUUGUUUGGACCACAAUCAGUUCUCAGGAAGAAUUCCUGAUGCUUUCUAUAAACAUCCCUUCUUAAAAGAACUGUACAUAGAAGGGAACACAUUCCGGUCUGGUGUAAAUCCCAUUGGCGUCCACAAAGUCUUGGAACUUUCCGACUCCGAGUUCAUAUUUUAGGAAUCAAUAAAUCUUUCUGGUUUGAAUCUAGUCAUGUUUUUUGUAGUUAGAAUUUGGCCAUCUUUGCAAUAUUAGCUACAUUCAAGAAUGUAAAAUCAAAUUAGUUUCCGAACAUUUGAAUAAUUAAAUGAAUAACUAUAUGUAUUUCUACAAAUUAGUAUGCCAACAUAUGCAAUUCCAUUAUUUAACUUUAUGUAAACAAAGUGGCUAUGUUACUUUGGGGAAUAUGGAAGCGGCGAAACCGAAGGCAACCGAGGUCUGGAUUGCAGCUGGAGUGUGCACAGGGGAUGCUAGCACGGGAUUGGAGGUUUGGCUUCAGAAUCUGCUCUCGGGACCGAACAAGGAGUUGCGCUGCAAAGUGGCUAUGUUACUUUGGGGAAUAUGGAAGCAGCGAAACUCUUUUGUCUGGAACGAUGAGUGGCAACAACCGGCUGGUUUGAUCAAUUGCUGUGCUGGAAUGCUGCGUGCGUGGAGGGAUGCGCAGCAGCCAGCGGCAUCUGGGAAUGGCAGCUCGUCUUCGAGUAAUGUAAGGUGGAAGAAACUGGGUACGGGAAGAGUCAAGGUGAACAUUGAUGCGGCUUUAGAUAUAGCUAGAGGAGUUCGAGCUUGGAGUUGGGUGGCAAGGAAUGACAGCCGACAACGGCGAGUUUGUGAAAGCUGGGGGAGGUUCUUGCGAGGCAGGAUGGGAACCGGAGGAGGCUGAGGCAUACGGGCUAAGGGAGGCAGUCCAUGCAGCUAUAAAGGAAAGGUGAUAGCGGGUGGAUUUCGAAACUGAUGCACAAACAGUUGUCCAGAAUCUUAAAAAGGGUGGCGGAAUGGCGUAUAGGGAUUUAUUGAUUGACGAUAUUCGCUUCCUACUAAAGGAAAAGAGUUCUUACGGAAUCUCUUAUUGCAAACGGUCUGCGAAUCGUGUGGCUCAUGCCUUGGCGAGAGCACAUGUCAAUAUCUCAGAUCUUAGUGUUAGCUAUGAGAUGAGUUUGUUCCUGAUUGUAUUGUAAGCCCGUUGGCUAAUGAUCUUCUAUUAAUAUAAGUUGUUGGUUGUGUUUUCAAAAAAAAAAAAAAACUUUAUGUAAACAAAAUAUUAUUUGUAAAUUCCAACAUAUGCAAUUCAGUGUAUUUAACAAUUAGGAGACUCAAUCGACAAGUUUUUGAACUGAAAGCAAAUUGGCUGAUUGCUCCCAAACCUGUAGUGGCACCAUAAAUUCUAUGCGAUUCACAACCGGACCAAUAGUAUGAAUUCAGGUUGCUACAUAAAGGGGGCUAGGACAGGAUAUAGACUGACCUGUUUCAAACCAUGAACUUCAUCCAACUGUGGUAUGUGAUUUCUCACCAGCAACAAACUCAUGAACAACACCAUUAAUCUCCACAGAACUGCAACCUGGAGUCUUGUCUAUACGUUCCAUCAUCAUCAUCUUCCUCACCCUCUUUGCACCGUCGUGUUUGCCUGUUGCAUCAUAAAGGUUUGAAAGCAAAACAUAAGCUCCGCUGUGUCGUUCCAACUGUACGACCUUCUCUGCAGCUACCUCGGCCAAACGAACCUCUCCAUGAUUGACACAAGCACUUAACAAUGCUCUCCAUGCCACAGCAGCUUCUUCUUCUGUCUUGGGCAUGCUAAGAACUAGACUUCUUGCUUCUUCAAGAAGACCCUCUCUGCUAAAGAGGUCUAUCAUACAACCGUAGUGUUCCCCUUUAGGCUGGAUUUUAUAUUUAUUGCACAUUAUGUUCAGUAACUUUAGACCUUCCCUUGCCAUACUACCUGAACAACAACUACGACAAGCAGUUAACAUGGAAAUGAAGGUAACAUCAUCUGGUCGUGUACUACUAUUUUGCAUCUCUCGGAAUAAUCUUAUUCCCUCUUCACCAUUCCCAUUCAUUGCAAAUCCAGAAAUCAUGGCAUUCCAACAAAUAACAUCUCUGUCAGGUAUUUCAUCGAACAGUUUUUUGGCUAAAUCCAAACACCCACAUUUUGCAUACAUAUCAACAAGAGCAGUGCCUAAUCUCACAUUCAUGGGAAUGCUCAACUUUUCCACAUAUCUAUGCACCCAUUUGCCAAUGUCAAUUGAACCCAGGUGGGCACAAGCUGAGAGUAUGCUGACCAGAAUCAUCUCAUCAGGCUCAACCCCAGUCAUCUGCAUUACCCUAAACAACUGCAACCCUUCUUUGAAACAAUUGUUCUGUACAUACCCAGAUAUCAUGGACCCCCAUACCCCUCUAUCCUUCACUGGCGUCUCAUCAAAAACCGAUCUUGCUUCAUAAACUUCACCUUUUCUUGAAUACCCAGAAAUCAGAACUGUCCAAGCCACCACGCAAUGGCGAGGCAUUUCAUCAAACACGUACCUUGCAGAUUCCAUUUCACCAAGAACAGAGUACAUACCAAGCAGACCAUUCCCAACAUAGCUGUCGACCAGGAAUCCCAGUUUUAGGCAAUGCCCGUGAAUUGCUCCGCCAAGGUUGCAACUUCUCAUAUCAGCACAAGCUUUCAAGAGAUAAGGGAGGGUGUAGUUAUCCGGGCACAUCCCGAUUUCCAGCAUGUGUUUGUACAUUUCCACUGUUCUGGUCAGCUCACCCUUGAGAAAGAAAGCUUUGAUCAUGGUGUUGACAAUGCAGAUUGUGGGUUCUUGAAUCCUGUUAAAGAUUUUCAAUGCAUAGGAGGUUGUGAUGGUGGCGCUUCCGUCUAGGUUGGGGUGUGAGCAGAAGAAGGCUACUAGCCUGCUGAGAGCAUAGGUGUUGUGGGCAAGCCCACUUGUGAAGAUCUGGCCAUGAGCUUGCCUCAGUUGCUUCAGAUUCUGGCAUUUCUCCAGAAGCUUGAGGCAUCUGCUGCUUGCUAACAUUACCCUUCACAUCAGGCGGUUUAUGUUAACUCUCUUGUUGAGUACAAACCGCUGCUUCCCGCAAGGAAAGGAAGAGAG
Messenger RNA from Cuscuta epithymum, 4112 nucleotides. The record is from the annotation of a GenBank genome assembly. NCBI's taxonomy places the organism in Eukaryota, Viridiplantae, Streptophyta, Magnoliopsida, Solanales, Convolvulaceae.